CGACCCUACGUGGCAGGGCAGAGAACCAGCCCCUUCCCCAGCGCGCCCACCCUCCACGCAGCGGGAGAUAUCGAAGGCUGCACCCGAGGCCUGGAGAGCCAGAGAGGAGUUGCGAGUUGACAGUGAGGGCGCGGCGGAUCGGAGCUGGGGUCUGGUGUGGGGCUCGGGCUCCGUAAUGUGAGGGGUUGGGCUGGCCACGUGACUCCAAGGGGCGGAAGCAGGCAAGCUGCCAGCUAGGACUGGCGGUGCGCGGAGCCGAGCGGGGCGGGCUGGGGGCACGGUCUGAAUAAUUGAGGAGCUGCUGGGCAGAGCGGCCGCCGCCUGCUUCCUGCGCCGCCGCCGCCGCCGCCGCUGCCGCCUCCCGCACCGCGGCGGGAGAGACAGCCCCGCGCAGGACGUGCGGACCACCGGCCACCAGCCUCUUGGGCAUCCAUGCCCAGGAGAAGGCUGCUUUGGCUCCCUCGGGAUCUUUCCUGAAAGGGAGAUCCCUGUUCACUAGAUGAGUUCCAGAAUCAUCGAGUAAGGCUUCUGUAACCCUCUUCCAUCAGCUGACUGUCACCACAACCCUACCGUACAAGAUGAGUGGAUUCCUGGCCUCCCUGGACCCCCGGCGGGUACAGUGGGGUGCUGCAUGGUAUGCGAUGCACUCCAGGAUCCUGCGCACCAAACCAGUGGAGUCCAUGCUGGAGGGGACUGGGGGCACCACAGCACAUGGCACCAAGCUAGCCCAGGUGCUCACCACCAUGGACCUCAUCUCCCUGGGCGUUGGCAGCUGCGUGGGCACUGGCAUGUAUGUGGUGUCGGGCCUGGUGGCCAAGGAAAUGGCAGGACCUGGUGUCAUUGUGUCUUUCAUCAUUGCCGCCGUGGCGUCCAUCUUAUCAGGCGUCUGCUAUGCAGAGUUUGGAGUCCGAGUCCCCAAGACCACGGGGUCGGCCUACACCUACAGCUAUGUCACUGUUGGGGAAUUUGUGGCGUUCUUCAUUGGCUGGAACCUGAUCCUGGAGUACCUGAUUGGCACUGCGGCUGGCGCCAGCGCUCUGAGCAGCAUGUUUGACUCGCUGGCAAACCACACCAUUAGCCGCUGGAUGGUGGACAGCGUGGGAACCCUCAACGGCCUGGGGAAAGGUGAGGAAUCCUACCCAGACCUUCUGGCUCUGGUGAUCGCCGUCAUUGUGACCAUCAUCGUGGCGCUGGGCGUGAAGAACUCCGUGGGCUUCAACAACGUCCUCAAUGUGCUGAACCUGGCGGUGUGGGUGUUCAUCAUGAUUGCAGGCCUCUUCUUCAUCAAUGGGAAAUACUGGGCUGAGGGCCAGUUCUUACCCCACGGCUGGUCAGGGGUGCUGCAGGGAGCAGCCACGUGUUUCUACGCUUUCAUUGGCUUUGACAUCAUCGCCACCACUGGAGAGGAAGCCAAGAAUCCCAACACAUCCAUUCCCUACGCAAUCACUGCCUCCCUGGUCAUCUGCCUGACAGCUUAUGUGUCUGUAAGCAUGAUCCUAACACUGAUGGUGCCAUGUUACGCCAUUGACACGGAAUCCCCACUCAUGGAGAUGUUUGUGGCUCAUGGUUUCUACGCUGCAAAAUUCGUGGUGGCCAUCGGGUCUGUUGCAGGGCUGACGGUCAGCUUACUGGGCUCCCUCUUCCCUAUGCCGAGGGUCAUUUACGCCAUGGCUGGUGACGGACUUCUCUUCAGGUUCCUGGCUCACGUCAGCUCCUACACAGAGACACCGGUGGUGGCCUGCAUCGUGUCAGGGUUCCUGGCAGCUCUCCUCUCGCUGCUGGUCAGCCUGAGAGACCUGAUAGAGAUGAUGUCCAUCGGCACGCUCCUUGCCUACACUCUGGUCUCUGUGUGUGUCCUGCUCCUUCGAUACCAGCCCGAGAGUGACAUUGAUGGUUUUGUCAAGUUCCUGUCCCAGGAGCACACCAAGAAGAAGGAGGGUGUUCUGGCUGACUGCGAGAAGGAAGCAUGUUCUCCUGUGAGUGAAGGGGAAGAGUUUUCCGGCCCAGCCACCAACACGUGUGGGGCCAAGAACCUGCCAUCCUUGGGAGACAAUGAGAUGCUCAUAGGGAAAUCAGACAAGUCAACCUACAACGUCAACCACCCCAACUACGGCACUGUGGACAUGACCACAGGCAUAGAAGCAGAUGAAUCGGAAAACAUUUAUCUGAUCAAGUUGAAGAAGCUGAUAGGGCCCCGUUACUACACCAUGAGAAUUCAGCUGGGCCUUCCAGGCAAAAUGGACCGGCCUACGGCGGCGACAGGGCACACGGUGACCAUCUGCGUGCUCCUGCUCUUCAUCCUCAUGUUCAUCUUCUGCUCCUUCAUCAUCUUUGGUUCUGACUACAUCUCAGAGCAGAGCUGGUGGGCCAUUCUUCUGGUUGUUCUGAUGGUGCUGCUGAUCAGCGCCCUGGUGUUUGUGAUCCUGCAGCAGCCAGAGAACCCCAAGAAGCUGCCCUACAUGGCCCCUUGCCUGCCCUUUGUGCCUGCCUUUGCCAUGCUGGUGAACAUCUAUCUCAUGCUAAAGCUCUCCACCAUCACAUGGAUCCGGUUUGCAGUCUGGUGCUUUGUGGGUAUGCUCAUUUAUUUCGGCUACGGCAUUUGGAACAGCACCCUGGAAAUCAGCGCCCGGGAAGAGGCCCUGCACCAAAGCACGUACCAGCGCUACGACGUGGAUGACCCCUUCUCCGUGGAGGAGGGUUUCUCCUACGCCACGGAGGGCGAGAGCCAGGAGGACUGGGGCGGGCCGGCCGAGGACAAAGGCUUCUAUUACCAACAGAUGUCAGAUGCAAAGGCCAACAGCCGGACGAGUAGCAAAGCGAAGAGCAAAAGCAAACACAAACAGAACUCAGAGGCCCUGAUUGCAAAUGAUGAGUUAGAUUACUCUCCAGAGUGAGUGUGAACCCGCAAGAGGGCAGAAACAGUGGAGGUUGGUUUGCAGUAACUUAACCUGUGGGCUCCAAGGUGAAAACAUUUUUGGCUCUCAUUUCACAAACCCAGCCUUCCCCAAAGUCAGUCCCCAGUCAUAGCCUGUUGUUUGCUGCAUUAGCUCUUCUGGAUUGUUCUGUUGCAGAAUUUCACCCGGGUCCCCUAGCUGGUCCCCUGGUUUAAAAAAAAAAAAAAAAACUAAACCAGAGGCAACAUGAAAAUCCCACUUUAGGUGCAACCAUCAGAGCUGACACUGGCAAACGCUUUGCUGGUUGGAUCUUUGUGGUUCUUGUUGAGACCCUAAGCAAGGAGUACACUUCUUGGGCCCCACUGAGGCAGCAGUGCCAAACAGGUGGGUGUGGCUCAGGUGGGAAGUCAGCCAGCCGAGACCACCGGCCAAGGCUCCCCUCUGCGCAUGUCAGGCUGAGCGCUGCUCCCCCAGGUCAGGGUGGGCAGGUGGGCGUUGGCAAUUCCUCAGUGUCCUGAUAACUCAGCCCCGAAAAUGUCGUGCAGAAGACACACGCUUCUUUUUAUUCACCAGAGCUCUCACAGCUUCCAAACUAUAAUUUCAAACUCCAGCAGAGGGCUGGGACCUCUCAGGCCACUUGCCCAUAAGGUCUCGCCUAUCGCUCAUGCUGGCCCAGUACCGCACGGUAAGGAGCGGCAUCAAAGCUGACUGCAGUGCCCAGAAAACAGCUAACUAGCCCUCUCUGGCAGUGUAGCACAGAAGGGCAUGGGCGAGAAUGAACUCCCUACCACGCCUUCUCUUAUGCCAGAGUCCACUGAUUUGAUGAAAGAGGUCAGCGGCGGGAGCAUGAUUUCACGGCGCUGAUAUGCCUGGAAGCAGUGGGCUGUUUUGUUCUCUAUGCAGAUAAAAAUCUUUACCAGGAAGGGUGACCCAGCCACAGAGAUCACAUUGCAAAUUCUAGUUCAAAUUUCUAAAAUUAUAAAGGGGGUAGUUUUUGGAGAUUUGCAACCACCUGAUUGAUGGGUGCUACUCUGAAAACAAAAACACGCUCAAGCGCAGCUGCUAGGUCAUGGUAUUCCGUGAGCUCCCAUUUCACUUCGGCACCUUCCUCCUCUGGGGUCGCUCACUUCUAGAGGUUUUUUUUUUUUUUUUUUUUUUUUUUUUUCCCUGUGUUUUCCCAAAGCAGUUCCACUGAAGCUGGAAGAAAUACCCGUCUAGCAAGGUCUAGAUUUGGGCUAUAAGUGGGAUCUUAAAAGGAUUUUCUUAGAAACAGCACGGAUGCGAGAAUUUGCGACAAAGAAAAGCACAGGGGUUACCUUCCCCAGGCAGGGAAGGGGUUCCCGUGGCUGCGCUGGAACAUGGCUGCAUGUAUGUGAAGGUACAGCUGGGCUAAGCUGAACUCUCUGUGGGAAUUUCCUGAAAGGGCAACAAAAUAGCGCAUUCCUUGCCCUCCCUCGUCUCUGUUUAUUUCCAUUUAUGCCAGAAGUUUUCCAGAACACACCAACAUUUACAUCUAUUCUUUCUUAAAGGUUAGGCUCACACCAUCUUGGCAGGCUUUGGAUUCUGCAGAGGAGGCAAGGUCCCAUGUUCUUCCAUUCAGCCAACACUGACUGCGAGAAUACCAAGGGCUAGGUGUUGGGAAAGGAAGAGGUGUAGGCUCUGCUCUUGGGGCUCACGGUCCGGGGGUGCAGCACUGGAGACCAACAAAUGCAGACAGAGCAACCAAAGCGGACACGUCCGCAUGACCGAUGCCCUGGGCUUCAGCACACAUACAGAGAUUCCCUACAGCUAGCCUUUUUCUUAAUGUGCUUUUAAAUAAAUUGCAUAUCACAUCCACAACCAGUGCAUACCAUUGAAUUCACAUAACUGCCCCUUUCCUACAUCUUUUUUUAGUCCUCUAUAUUUCUUUAAAACUGUGGUUUUCUGAGGUCAUUUUGUCAUGUUAAUGUAGUGGCUUGACAAUGCUGCGUGUUAUCUAAGCUAAAGAUACAGUGCCUGGCCUGUGAAAUACGUCUUUGGGUGUUCGCAUAAGCUAAUUGUCAGUCAUCUUUUGAAAAGAAAAAGUAUUGAACUGCUUUUAGGGUUCCACAAGUCUGCCUACUGUAAAUACAUUCUGAGCUGAGGAGAUGGGGUGGAAUUGCUUUUGUUAGAUAAACUCAAGGGAAAUACAAAUGCAAAAUCUGACCAGGAGUGAAAGCGCCCCUUUCACUCGUGAGUUUGGAGUUAAAGUAACAAGAGUCUUGGGACAGAUGUGUGUGAUUUUUGUCAUCCGAGAGAGAGAACACGUGCUUUGGUCAACACCAGCGGUAUUGACUUAGUGCACACCCAGCAAACCACUCUCAUUUCUGGAGCCCUGUGUCCUAAGCAGUACCUUUGGGUCAUUUGAAGUUCUAUUCAAUUUGUCUAAAGGUGAUAGACCAUCUCUCUAGUAACCCUGAUUCAAAAAGCAAUUAAUAUGAGAGGAAAAGUUUUUUUAGGGAACAUAAACAUGUUUUUCUCAGGUUUCCCAGCUUCCGUGAAAUGGGCCCAAAUUUUGCACUGCAGUUUUCAUAUAUAAAUCACUAGAAUGACUAUAUUAGUGUUUUCCUGACCAGUUUCUUUUUUUAAAAUAUUUUUAUUUUAUUUAUUUGAAAGAAAGAGAUACGGAAAGAGGUAGACAGAGAUACAGAAAGGGCCAGAGAGACAGAGAGGUCUUCCAUCCGCUGGUCACUCCCCAGAUGACCACAAUGGCCAGAGCUAAGACGAUCUGAAGCCAGGAGCCAGGAGCUUCUUCCGGGUCUCCACGUGGAUGCAGAAGCCCAAGGACUUGGGCCACCUUUUACUGCUUUCCUAGGCCACAGCCGAGAGCUGGAUCAGAAAUGGAUUAGCCGGGACUUAAACCAGCAUCCGUAUGGAAUGCUGGCGCUGCAGGCCAGGGCUUUAACCCACUGUGCCACAGCACUAGCCCCCUGACCAGUUACUUAAUACCAUGUUUGUGGGGCUACUUUAAAAGGAAGAUCACUUUAUAGAUUAUUAUCAUGGUAACUCAGCCCCCCUGAAUGGAGUCCAAGGAAGAUCUACAUUUUAUAGAAUUCUUCUCCAAAGCAAGAGCUCUUUGAGUGAGGUUUCCUUGUGUGGAUUUGUGGUUUGGAGCCAGUUACUUGACUUUUUCCAUUUUAUCCUAUUUACUUGGCGGAUUCUGCUUUACUUCAAAAGAAUUAGAGGUGGCUAUUAAAAUAUAGAUGAUACAAAGCAAAAAGUAAGUGAAGACUCAAGGCAAGUGAAAAUACAAAGAAUAAGACAAAGCUAGAAAUAUGUUUAGUGCUCAAAUGCAGAACUCUGAUAUACAUUACUGAAUUUACCAGUGAGGGGACACCUUGAAAAAUAACAGAAUUGGUGAUAAAAACAGGAAGUGCUCUCGCCUGGGAAAAACAAGUCUUUCCCCAUGAGAGCAGAGAACUGAAAUACAUAGGUCACUGAACUCCCCAGAUGAGAUUCAAGCCUAGAUUUUACGAGUGACAUGUGCAUGACAUAUCGCUCUUGAGUGGUUAUUCAAUAAAUAUCUGAUGAUUGGAUGGAGAAUAAGUGGGAAGACAAUGAAAUAUGUGUGGCUUCCAUAUUAUGUGCAGUGGCCUAUAUUGAUACAAUAAUAAGCAAGAGAGAAAUCCAGCUGGUAAGAAAUAGGGGGAACAGGAUGUGUACAUAAAGAUCAACAGUAAGAGUGACAGGUGAGAUGAGGGAGUCGCAGUGCGUUGUGGGAGUUCAGUUAUGGACGAGACCUCCUUCCACUGGAGAGAUCAUGAAGAAUGCAGCACUUGUGCUGUGGCUUGUGGAACGGGCUGGGGUUCUCUAGGGAGGAAUGGGAGAAAGAGCGGCAAAGCAGAGGGUCAGCAUGAGUAAUGGGUACACUGGGGCUGACAGCCAUCUCCUGACUGGUGAUUUGCAUCGUCCCUCCCUCAAGGGAACACAAGCAGCCAAUCGGACCAGACCUUACGAUUUAGGUGUGAUUUGUACAUGGAAUGAUGAGAAAUACAGGAAAGGCAGCUUGGGGCUCACGCACAGUCUUAAAUGUCAGACCGAGCUGGCUGGCCCUCCCUGGGUGGGGCAUGGCUGGGAAGCGGUUGCAGUAUGAAUGAGGGCAAGUCGGACUUUAAGAAAGUGGAGGCAGUGGCUUUGUAUGUGCAUUCAAGAGCCUAGCAAAUCGCACGCACUCCCAGCUGAUUUAACAAACUAGAGGGGAAAAAUCCACAUUUUAAGCAACGUUGUCUUCUUUUGAAUCCUGAAUCUUAAUUCCAUAACCAACCUAGGAGAAAUAGGUUCAUCUACCGUGUGAACAGACAUGUAGAGUUAUUCACAGCCUCUUUAAAAUUUCCAACAAUAAAUUUCAGCAAACAAACCUAACCACUUUUCUGUGUACCUAAUUUAAACAGUAAAACCUCAGCUCCAGGUUUGACUCUGCUGGAAGGCAAGUCCACUUUGAACUAGCGGAGAGAGCUAAUUGGUAGGAUUCAGUGAAUAAUCCCUUUGAAAUUCUUAGUAACAAACUAAUUCUUGGUAACUAUCUACACAGUGGUGAUAAUGAGCUAUCUAAAUAAACAGUGAGUGAGGAAGUGUUGGGCAAGUUUAACAACUCUCCUCCAGAAUCUAUGGGUCGAUCAGGAUAUAAGCCCAGUAAUUAUCGGGAAACAAACACAAACUCCUUUAAAGAAAUAUCUUUAUUCUGCUGAAAAGAGCUGAUAAACUUGACAGCCUUUAAGUCCUGCGUGGAGGAAGUCCGCUGUACCAGGGACUACCUCGUCUCUGUCUUAUAAACAGAAGCUGCACACGUCUGAGAAUUCCCCGAGAAGAUUAAGGAGAUGGUUUUCCUCCUUCCCGCUAGAUUUUAAUCAGGGGCCGGGAAGUCAGUGGGAAAGCCACAGCGAGUCAGCCACAGGUGUGUCCACUUUUGAGCCUCAGAUGAGAAAGUGUGAAGUCAGAAAUCAGGAACCGUGUCCAAAGCCAGAGCCAGGCUCUAAUCAUGGAACCCCAGUGGCGAUGAAUGGUCCACUCUCGCUUGGAUUUAAGCUUCAGGUUAGUCCAGAGGUGGCCUUCAUUUCCUCCUGGGGGAGACGGAGAACAAAAGAAAUGCACUCCAAAUGUCACCACUCGUGACCUCACCCCUCUUUGCUGCUCUUUGGAACAAGACUUGUGAAGAAACGUGUUCAUGCAAACUGACCAUUUGUCUACAGAGGCCUUUUGGAGAUCCUAGGAUAGAGAGGCACCAGCAGGUGACCCGCCCGUGGCUGGCCCUGAAAGAGACAAUACUUCAACGAAAGGAACAGCACCCCACGCCCCAGGCUCCCACCCGAGCGCGUCCCUGGGGCAUUCUGUAUUGUGUUUCGCAGUUGGAAUGGUGUGAAUAGCAAAAAGCCCUCUGAUGCUUUCCUCUUUGCUCCACUUUAGUAACAAUGCAUCCUUCUGAACCCACUGGGCAGCUGCCUUUGGCCAUAGCGAUUUCCUCUCAGAAAACAGAACGUCCAUCUUUUUAAGACUUACAACCCAAGAUAGACUGGCGGGAGUUGUGAGCCCAUCAGAAGUGAACGUGUAUUCUGCAGCAUCUGCUAACAUAGUGUUAGACAUCACGAAGCAGCACACCACAUGCGUGGAAUUACAAACCCCACACAGGACUUACACAAAGCCGGCCUUGGGCUUCAGGUCUUCGGCCAGCAGGUAGCUCUGAUCUCUUCCUCUUUCAAAACAUUUAGUGCACAUCUGUUCACAUUCAGAAAGGAGGCAGCUUAUAUUAGAACUAGGAAACAGGGAGAGCCCAGGUUUUUAUGUUCUGUCCCUCUGUGCUUUCUUCAUUUUUCUCUAGUAAGCUCUCCUGACUUAGACAUUGGUGGCAUUGGGUCAUGUGAAUUUCCCUGAAAGUGCAGCCUUUGAACGAUUGUGUUUGUUCUGAUAUCGGGAUGAAGAGACUCUUCCAGGCACAUCUCCACACUGGUCUCAUGUACUUGUCUUAGGGCACAGUCCCAAAGUCGAGAAUUUACUCCGGAAAUCAUGAACCCACGCUUUCCAAAGCAAAGACUCUGUUAAUGUUCUGAUAGUGCAUAAAUACCUCAACUGUCUAGGCUGAGAGAAGGGGCCGCAGGGUUCUAAGAGAGCAGCUAUUUCCUUCAUUCCAUGUAGUCACACCCUCUGACACCGGGACUCAGCAUCCCAGCUUUUCUCACUGUGGAAAAGAAACAUUACCGUGGAAGUCACAUCCAAAGUUAUACAUACGGCUUGUAAAUUUUACUAACUUGUUUCGUUUCUGGUCCUUGAGAAGUACAACUUGCAUCUUGCAGAUGGUAAUUUCUGGUGUCGUUCUCUGCUAUUUUAUUUUUUUGCUAUGGAAUCGCUGUAUUUGUUAAAGUUUAUUCGUUUCGUGGUUUUUAAUCCCCAUUGGUGCACUGUACAAUGGGGUGUUGUGUGUCACGAAGAAAGAAAAAAUAUGCAGAUGUGUUAUGAAGUGUGUUUUAUUUUCAAAUGACUGUGAUGUUGACAAUAUAUUGAUUUAUCAAGAUACUAAGGGAAAAUUCUAAAUUUACCAAAAUGUGUAUAUUUUAAUAAAUGCAUAAAGCUUU
This is a messenger RNA of Oryctolagus cuniculus (rabbit), 9478 nucleotides long. RefSeq names its product solute carrier family 7 member 14 (gene SLC7A14). Gene Ontology annotation, biological process: amino acid transport; transmembrane transport. Gene Ontology annotation, molecular function: amino acid transmembrane transporter activity. NCBI's taxonomy places the organism in Eukaryota, Metazoa, Chordata, Mammalia, Lagomorpha, Leporidae. Gene Ontology annotation, cellular component: plasma membrane. The record is from RefSeq and is a predicted model, not a curated record.